Messenger RNA from Pseudomyrmex gracilis, 4394 nucleotides. RefSeq names its product histone-lysine N-methyltransferase SETD2-like. Gene Ontology annotation, cellular component: chromosome; nucleus. Gene Ontology annotation, molecular function: protein binding; histone H3K36 methyltransferase activity. Gene Ontology annotation, biological process: regulation of DNA-templated transcription. The transcript has 13 exons. The record is from RefSeq and is a predicted model, not a curated record. NCBI's taxonomy places the organism in Eukaryota, Metazoa, Arthropoda, Insecta, Hymenoptera, Formicidae. The annotation marks the transcript as partial.
UAUGCUUUAAUUUAUCUCAAGUUGUUUUACUUUUUUUUUAAAUUAAAAAAAAAUGUACAAAAUUUUGAGAUAAAUUGGAUCAUUAAAGUGGAAAAACAGCUCGAAUUGGCGCUUGAGUUAAUUUUUCUAAAUUUAGCUAAAGAAUUAAAUGUCAAAGAACAAAUUUUUUUCAGAUCUCGUGGACGUGGCUUGGUUACGAAACUUAAUGACAAUUUGAAAACCACUCCUCAGCAAGAAAAGGAGAAAGUAAUAAAUAAUGUAAAUCCUUCAGCUACACAGGAAAUAAAGAUGAAUUCUGAGAUUCAAUGCGAUAAGGAAACUAGCUCUGUCAAAAUAUCAACGUCAUUUGAUACUUUGGCUCCUUUAAGUGCUAGUUAUAAUACUACAGGAUAUGAUUCUGAUUCUUCAAAGCCAGUUAAAGUAAAAUCUCGAUGGCGAAGAUCAAGUGAGCUUGAAAUGGGUGGAUCAAGUGCGGGAUUUGUUUCUGUCAUUGCUCCUAUGACAUCUAUAGCGUCAUCUGAAUUAGAAAAUUGUGCAUCAAUAAUCACAGGAGAAUCUACAUCAUUGGAAUCAAAAGAUAAUAAUACGAAUAUAAAAUCGGAAACAGAACAAGAUAAAGAUGCAUCAAUGACGUCUAAUAACUGUUCAUUAAUAGAAAUUCCGAAAACUAUAGGUGCGAAGAUUCCUUUGCCAAUGCUUCUUGAAGCAGAAAAUAGGGAAAUGGAGGAAAGACUGAGUCAAUUUGAACAUCUGCGUGAAAACUUGUAUCUUACUGAGAGGUAUACAAAUAAAGAAACUAAAAGAAUGGUAUGUGAUUGUUUUCUAACUGAAGAAGACAUUGAGAGAGGUGAACAUGGUUGUGGAGAAGACUGUCUUAAUAGACUUCUCAUGAUAGAAUGUGGACCUAGAUGUGUAGUAGGUGACAGAUGUACAAAUAAAAGAUUUCAAAAUUGUGAAUAUGCCAAAUGUGAAGUGUUUCGAACAGAAAAAAAAGGUUUUGGAUUGCGCGCUGUUGUCGAUAUAAUGGCGGGUGAGUUUAUAAUGGAAUAUGUGGGUGAGGUGGUAGAUCCAAAAGAUUUUAAACGCCGGGCGAAAGAAUAUUCCAAAGACAAAAAUAAACAUUACUAUUUUAUGGCAUUGAAAUCAGAUCAGAUUAUAGAUGCUACCAUGAAAGGAAAUAUAUCCCGAUUUAUCAAUCAUAGUUGUGAUCCAAACGCGGAAACACAAAAAUGGACAGUAAAUGGAGAAUUACGAAUAGGCUUUUUUAAUACAAAAUUGAUAGCUGCGGGUGAAGAAAUCACAUUUGAUUAUCAUUUUCAACGUUAUGGCAAAGAAGCUCAAAAAUGUUAUUGUGAGGCGCCAAACUGCCGAGGUUGGAUAGGUGAAACACCUGAAGAAGAAAAGGAAAAGAUUGAAAAGAAAGAAAAACGUGAAAAAGAUACGAAGAAGAAAAAGGAGGAAAAGAAACCUGCCGAUUAUAUGGAAGAUGAGGAUUUGGAAGAAGAAAUAGACAAAUUAUGUUUGGGCGGUUUUAAAAACCGUGCACAUACGCUAACGUUGAGCAGAUUAAUGGUUCGUAGCAGAGAGUUAGAACACAGAACGCGCUUGUUACGUCUUAUACAAGAUGGUGAACAACCUUGUCGAAGAUUGUUCUUGGACUAUCACGGUUUACGUUUGAUUUGGAGUUAUGUGAUGGAUAUUUCUACAAACGAAUCAGAAGAGGCUCAACAUUUCCGUUUGGAAGUUCUAAAGACUCUCAAUACACUGCCAAUACCGAAUAAGACAAUGUUAAAAGAUAGCAAAAUAUAUGAGGUAGUUGAAAGAUGGUCGAAAAGAUUGUAUCUUUCUCCAAAUGGCGAUUCUCCAGAAGACGAUCAGGUUAAAUCGAAAACGAUUUGUGAAGACUCAAACAGUACCUCUGAUAGCAACGAGAAAAGAAGCCCUGAUGAACGUCUGAAUGACAUUCCAGAUAAGCAUAAUAACAAUGCCGAAAGUUGUUUGCCGAUUAAUGAAGCUAAAUUAGAAACUAUAGAGCAGAAUGUCAUUCCUGAUUUAGCUUCUAGCCUUCUGGCUGAAUGGUCGAAUUUAAAAGAAGUUUUCAGAAUACCAAAAAAAGAAAGGAUUGAGCAAAUGAAGGAGCACGAACGAGAAGCAGAUCGGGGAUAUAGAGAAGAACUCGAAAAAGAAGAGAAGAGAGCCACAUCGUACGAUAGACAUAGAUCUGAUAGAUACAAUCGGAAUGAAAUAGAGAAACGUAGUGACAGACGUCGUGGUCGAGAAUCGCCAGAAACAGAAUAUGGCAGAACAAAAGAUAAAAGAGUAGAAGAACGGAGUAGCCUAGUUCCUAUACCACGUAUGACAAAGUAUGAGCGUAGGCAAUUAUUCGCAUUGAAAGUUGCGAAAGAAGAAGAGGAGAGACAACGUCGUCAACAACAAGAAUUGUGGCAAGAGCAUGAGAAUAGAUGCUUAGCAUUGGGUAUAGAUCCUCAUACCACUGCCAUGGUUGAUCCACAAACUGGUUAUCCUGUGUUUUAUAAUCCGACAUUAGGUCAAUGGCAACAUUAUUCCUCUCAAGAUGGAGGAGACGUAGCGCAACAGUGCACUUCUGUAUACGUAGAAGGUCCUCAAUCUGCCGGUAUAAUAGGCCAAAGUCCUCACGUAUUACCGUCAACACCUGACAUGUCAUCUGGAAUUCCACCUUCUGGCGUGCCACCUGUAGCAUAUUCCUUAAGUCAAGCGCCUGGAUUCAACCAAACAUCUUACUCUUUGAUUUCACAUCCACAAACAUAUCCCGAAGGACAACUAUCUCUUUCAAAUAAUCAACAGUUUUCCAACAUUACACCCGUGGAAAAUGUUACGAGUCGACCGCAACCUGAAAUUCCACCAAUAGAUCUACCACCAAAAUGGAAAAGUGCAGUAGACAGCAGAGGUAGAACGUACUAUUAUCAUGUAAAAGAAAGAAUAUCACAAUGGUUACCUCCACCACCCGAUCAUAUCGGAGUACAGCCGGACUCGUCAUCUACUUCGGAAUCUAGCGAAGAAUCUAGUUCGUCAAACGAAGAAGACGAAGAUAUUGAUGAUGAUCAUAACGAGGAUCAAAAGAAUGAUGAUAUGGAAAUGAGUAACGUUUUAUCAGAAAAUAUUGUGAGUGCAUCUAAACCAAAUAUAACUAAAAAAGUAGGUAAUCUUAAUUUGACCGGAAGUUCGUUACCAUUUCCUGAGUCUAAAAAAAGAAGAGAUGGAUUGGUCCAAGAAAGAAUUAUUAGUCCACGUAGAGAAGAGGACCGUAUUGAUUCUAAAGUUUAUAAAGAAAUAAAAGAGAAACUACGACGACAGAAAGAAAGAGCAAAACUGAAAGACCAACUGAGAAAACACAGACGGAGCAUAAAGGUGAAGACUCAUUCCCGACAUGGACUGAGCAAACAAUCGAUACCAAUAUCAGGCGAAAUGUCUCCUACAUCUGAACGAAAGAUUAAAGAUGCAUUUAGAACAAACAUGGCGAAUGUAAUGGUUCACUUCUUGAAUCCGUAUAGAAAAACUGAUUGCAAGCAAGGCAGAAUAACCAAUACUGAAGAUUUUAAGCAUCUAGCUAGAAAGUUAACACACUUUGUACUAGCAAAAGAAUUAAAGCACUGUAAAAGUGUGGACGAGUUGCAGUGUAAUGAGAAUGUUAAACAUAAAGCGAAAGACUUUGUACGUAAGUACAUGAGCAAGUUCGGCGCAGUGUAUCAAAAGAGUACUGAUGACGAUUAACUAUGUAAUUUAUAAAAUGGUGACAAUUGUUAUUUAUUGUGCGAGCUCUGUGCGCUAUUUCUCUGCAAUCUCGGACUAUUGUGAGAUAUAUUUAGAUAACGUAUGGGAGAUGUUUGUAAUUGUAUGAUUGUAAAAUAGAAAAGUUUGUAUAUGUGCGUGAUACACGGUUUUUUAUGAUUUAGCAGUUAAUAAACUAGCAAAUUUUUUAAUUUUCAAUAUUUUUUGUGUAAAUUGUACACACGUUUGUAUGUACAUGCAAACUAUGCACACACAGACAGACACAACGUACACUCACAAAUGUACGAUAUCUUUUAUAAGUAAAUAUAACUUAUGUGCUUCUAUAUGUAUAUUAGCGCUCGGAAAUUUUAGAAACGUUCGAAUUUAAUUAAUUAAGAAUUGCUCAGAAGUUCAAUUGUUUGGAGAGUUCGAAUCUGUUUGACGAAUUAUAUAUACAUAUAUAUAUAUAUGUAUAUAUAUAUGUAUAAAAGUAGACGAUAAAGAAAUUUAUUUGUUUCUUUCUCUUGACCUAUUUCGAACUGUUCAAGCUAGUUGUUCGUGUUUCUGCUUCGAACUGUGAGUAAUUUGUAUUUCGUUCGAAUCUAUUGUCUCUGAGCUCUAAUAUAUGUAUGCCUAUAUGUACG